CUUAAUCCUUUGUUCUUCCUUUAGGUUCACCAUGUCUGACAGAAAGGCUGUGAUCAAGAAUGCGGACAUGUCCGAGGACAUGCAGCAGGAUGCUGUAGACUGUGCUACACAGGCAAUGGAGAAGUACAACAUAGAGAAAGACAUUGCAGCAUAUAUAAAGAAGGAAUUUGACAAGAAAUACAACCCCACUUGGCACUGCAUUGUGGGCAGAAAUUUUGGCAGCUACGUAACACAUGAGACAAAGCACUUCAUCUAUUUUUACUUGGGUCAGGUUGCAAUUCUUCUGUUCAAGUCUGGAUAGGAAGUAGGCGCAAGUGAAACUUGGACUGUAAUGCACUGAUGGCUAAAGCCAAGAUUCCCUCUAACAUGGCUGUGCCGCUGCAUGGACUGUGUACUCUAUUUAAUGUGUAUAUGUUGCAGUAAAAUCUACUUCUGUUUAGUUGCCUGGGAAGAAGGCGGCAUCUUUUUUUUGUUUUGUUUUUGUUACGGCUUUAUUUUUGGGUUGUAUUGCACUAGGAAAACUGUAAAUGCUUAAACAAUGGCCUUUAAGUGGGAAGAAAUAAAACUGUUCCACAAACAGCUCCCCCAGUGGUAACCUUUUCUUUGGUAAGGCUGGGAAAUCACGUUUUGUUUAGCAGACCAAAAAGAGAUCUGUUUGAGUUCAUAGUAAAUACUCGUGUUAGACUGUUUAAACUUCUCUGUGUGUAUAUGGAGGAAUAUCAACUUCCUUUUCAGUUUUAGUCUGGGGGGGUGGAUAUGGGAGCUGUCGAUUUUGACUUUGGGUCAUCUCAGCAGUUGGGGGGGGGGGGUCUGCCCAUGUAAGUUAGUAGGGAGGCUUUUUAAUAAAGUUUUUAUUCCAAGAGCUUAUUCCAAAGCUUACCCUAUCUUGGAACUGCAUGGCAAAUCCUACGACUGGGCUUUGUUUUCUGUAGAAAUGCCUGCAUCCACUGCCCUCUGUGCAGCCUACCUGGCUUAACUAAACUGACAGCAACUUAAUCUCAUCUGAAACUCUUAAGUGUUUCCCCCUCCCCCCCUGCUUAAUUUGUCUCUGUAGGAGGCAGAAUCUCCUGGCCUCAGUUGCUUGGUGGUGAGAUGAUCCAGAACUUAGUUGCUAUCACUGAGACAUGCUCUCUUCGGCCAAAUGGUCUGUUCCAAAAUGGACUAGACAAUUUAAAUUUAGUGACUGACACCAGAAUCUGAGACUUGAUUUGGCAUGCCCAUAUCUGGAAUACACUGCUGUAACACAAGUUUCCUUGAAAUCGCCAUGUGCUCCGGAAGGCUUGUAGACAUGUUUUGCAUGGUUGUUGAUGGAGACAAUCCUCCAGGAACAGCUUCUGUGUCUCAAAUCUCUGCCCUCAUUUUUUUCUUAGCAGAAGCUGUUCUGAGAGGAGAAACUUGUGAAUGUAUUCUCCCAAGGCAGAAUAGUCUCUCCAGGAGGGUCAACAGUGUUGUCUUAGUGUAGUAAUUUCUAGUUCAAAUGGUAAGAAGGUACCAGGGUGGUGCACCCUCCUCUCCUUCCCCCCCCCCCCCCCAAAAAAAAACCACUUAUGGCAGCUUCUGCAAAACCUGGUGCUUGCAGUAAGAGCUUCCUGAUCAGUAGCUGAUAUGGGCAAAAUUUCUAAAAUGGAGUGAAUUCUUUAGGACAAGGUGACUCUGAACUCUUGGCUGAAUCAAAUUGAUUGUUGAAAGUAACAUGUCACUGCUUUAUGUUCUCUGUAUUGGGGAAGGGGGAAGACAGUGUAACUAAUUGUGAAAUGACUUAAUGACCCAGGUUGGCGACUUUCUGACGUAAAAGUCCUUGUGUCUGUAGACUGUGCAAAAUCCAAAGUAUGCCUAACUUUGUCAUAUUGAUAGAACCAUGUUGUAACUAGACAGGAUGUGGUAUAAUUUAUUUCAUGUUGACAGAAAACUUCCCAUCUGGGGACGAGGUGCAUUGGGCUAACCGGGGUACUCUGGCAAUCUUGUCUAUACAGAACUCCACUUUUGAUCUAAACUGGAGAAUGUGUAUUUGUUUUCCAAGCAUGAGUCCAAUGUGAACCUGUUCACUCUUCUGUGGAGCGAGAGAUGUUCCCUUCAUAACUGCAAUUGCUCAAAUACCUUUUUAUUUUUCAAACAUUAAAGGUGAAUUGACACGUUUAAAAA
Molecule: messenger RNA, 2142 nt
Organism: Pelodiscus sinensis (Chinese soft-shelled turtle)
Lineage: Eukaryota; Metazoa; Chordata; Testudines; Trionychidae
Source: RefSeq, a predicted model, not a curated record